AUGGAGAACUUCUGGUUCAUUUUCAUUGUUUCUCUUUGUAUCUGUGCAAUCCUCAAAUCCCUCUUCAAUCUAGUUUCCUCUUCAUCCUCAUCCACCAAAAACAAGGACGAGGUUCCUCUUCCUCCUGGUCCCACCACUUUCCCGGUCAUCGGCAGUUUGCUAUGGCUCCGAAAAUCUUUUGCAGAAAUAGAACCCAUCAUUCGAGCCACCAAAAAUCGGUACGGUCCCAUUGUAUCUCUCCGGAUCACUUCCCGGCCUUCCAUUUUCGUGGGCAGUCACUCCCUGGCCCACCGUGCUCUGGUCCAAAACGGUGCCGUUUUCUCCGACCGUCCCGCUGCCCUUCCGACGGCCAAGAUCUUUAACAGUAACCAGCACAACAUCAGCUCCGCCGCUUACGGUCCCACCUGGCGGCUCCUCCGCCGGAACCUCACCGCCGAGAUACUCCAUCCGUCCCGGGUCAAGUCAUACUCUCGGGCACGACUCUGGGUUUUAGGGAUCCUCGUACAACGCUUACAGAAUCAUGAACCCGGGGUGCCGGUGGUGGAGCAUUUCCGUUACGCCAUGUUCGGUUUGCUGUUGCUCAUGUGUUUCGGGGGCAAGCUCAAUGAAACUCAAAUUCAGGAUGUGGAGAACAUUAUGCGGAAAAUCUUGUUAGGCUUUGGCCGAUUCCAGAUGCUCAAUUUUUUUCCCAGAUUGGGCAAAAUUUUGUUCCGCAAACGUUGGAAGGAGCUGCUGCAGAUGCGCCAGGAGCAAGAAAAUGUACUGCUCCCUCUAAUCAAAGCUCGAACCCAAGCAAAACGACAAGGGAAACAGAGUGGAUCUGAGGAUGAAGAAGUGGUGGCUUAUUUGGAUACAUUACUGGGUUUGCAAUUGCCUGAUGAGAAAAGAGAGCUUAACGAUGGGGAAAUUGUGAGUUUGUGCAGUGAAUUCUUGAAUGCGGGAACAGAUACAACCACCACAGCUCUGCAGUGGAUUAUGGCCAAUCUGGUGAAAUACCCUGCUAUUCAGGAUAAGCUUUACAAUGAGAUAGUGUCCGUCGUCGGACCGCCGCGCGGGGAAUCUCAAAUGUUUGAUAUAACAGGGAGUAAAGAGAUCAAGAUGAUGCCUUUUGGUGCCGGAAGAAGAGUGUGUCCUGGGUUAAACUUGGCUUUGCUACACCUGGAGUACUUCGUGGCUAACUUGAUUUGGCAAUUUGAGUGGAAGGCUGUUGAAGGUGAUGAUGUUGAUCUGUCGGAAAAGCAAGAAUUCACCACCGUGAUGAAAAAUCCUCUCCGGGCAUUAAUCACUCCAAGAGUUCAAUCCAUUUGA
Oldenlandia corymbosa var. corymbosa is the source of this 1308-nucleotide messenger RNA. NCBI's taxonomy places the organism in Eukaryota, Viridiplantae, Streptophyta, Magnoliopsida, Gentianales, Rubiaceae. The record is from the annotation of a GenBank genome assembly.